CCCAUACGAAAUCGAAUUCUAUUCAAAACCCUAAAAAUCUUUGACAAAAUUCCAAUUCAAUUCGAAACUGGGUAUUCAUCAGAAGUUGAGAUUGAUACCAAUGUCUUCAACGGAAUCUCCGACUGCUGCUAAGAAAGUGGUUAUUCAUCUCAGAGCUACUGGUGAUGCCCCUAUUCUGAAGCAAGCCAAAUUCAAGAUACCUGGAACUGACAAGUUUGCUAAAGUGAUAGACUUUUUGAGGAGGCAACUUCACCGGGAUACGUUGUUUGUGUAUGUCAAUAGUGCAUUCUCGCCAAACCCAGAUGAAUUGGUGAUGGAUCUAUAUAAUAAUUUUGGUUUUGAUGGUAAACUGGUGGUCAACUAUGCUUGUUCCAUGGCGUGGGGCUAACUAUCAGUGUGGGGUUGGCAGACAUAUAACUAUUGAUAAUGUGGACAUCAAAUUUUCCUUUCCACCCAAGAACAUGUUACAUGAGUUGCUGAUGGAGACAUGAUAUUUUGGACUCUGUUCUUUCAAUUGGUGGGCAUGUAACUUUUAAACAAGUCUAGAUGUAAAGGCAAACACUGAUAUAUGAUGGUACUGUUCAAAAGAUUUACCUUUAUUCACAAUUUUUGAAUCAUAGCGAGUGAGUUUGUCUAUCUAAUGCUUUUCCAUCUGUUAAAAAUGUAAAGCGACAAUGAUAGAGCCAUAGAGGUGAUCAAUAUCGCCAGCCUGUUAUCGUACAGAUCUAUAUCAAAUCAAAUGAUUGUGGUAUUGAAAUUUUACAGCGCCUCCAUGGUAGUGGAUCACCUCUGGCUGUUCUGAAUUGUGCUAGAAUUUGAUAAGCUUGUUCUUGUUUAAGUGGCUGUGGUGUGGUUUCUGUGUUGCAGAUCAUGAAAUGUUGUUUCUGUGUAGUUGAAAGACUUUAAAAUCCAACAGAAGCCACUGAAGUCUGUC
Messenger RNA from Fragaria vesca subsp. vesca, 934 nucleotides. RefSeq names its product ubiquitin-like protein ATG12-like. NCBI's taxonomy places the organism in Eukaryota, Viridiplantae, Streptophyta, Magnoliopsida, Rosales, Rosaceae. Gene Ontology annotation, biological process: autophagosome assembly; C-terminal protein lipidation; autophagy of mitochondrion. The coding region runs from base 101 to 388 and encodes 95 amino acids. Gene Ontology annotation, cellular component: cytoplasm; Atg12-Atg5-Atg16 complex; phagophore assembly site membrane. The transcript is spliced from 6 exons. The record is from RefSeq and is a predicted model, not a curated record.